ACUUUCUCCUGAACACAGCACAAAAUGGUCGCCACUCAUGGAACAUCAGGAAUGCUCGGUGAAGAUGGUAUUCACAUCGACAUGAACCACCUGAAGUCCGGCGAGGUCAACUUGGGAACCUCGAUCAUGGCUAUCAACUUCAAAGACGGAGUCAUCCUGGGUGCAGACAGUCGAACAACCACCGGUGCCUACAUUGCCAACCGAGUCACCGACAAAUUGACACAGGUGCACGAUACCAUCUGGUGCUGCCGAUCAGGUUCCGCCGCAGACACUCAAGCCGUGGCCGACAUUGUCUCUUACCAUCUCAAUAUGUACGGCGUAACGAACACCGAGGCCCCUACCACACAGGUUGCCGCAUCACUCUUCCAGGAAUUGUGUUAUGAGAACAAGGACGCGCUGAGUGCGGGUAUCAUUCUUGCCGGAUGGGAUGCACGACACGGAGGUCAGGUGUACUCGAUACCGCUCGGAGGAUCCCUUCACAAGCAAUCGUUCGCUAUUGGCGGUUCGGGCUCGACCUACAUCUACGGUUAUACCGAUGCCCACUGGCGGGAACAGAUGACGGAGGAAGAGGGCAUCGAUUUCGUGCGAAGUGCUUUGCAGGAGGCGAUCAAGUGGGACGGCAGCUCCGGUGGUGUCAUUCGUCUCGUGGUCCUGACCAAGGCCGGUGCCGUGAGACAUCUCUACCUGCCAGACAACGGCUACACUGGGCCGGGAGUGACGAAUUAAUAAGUGAUCUAAUAUUGUGUCAAUCUCCAAUGAAAUGGUUUCAUGAUCCCAGUUCUCCGG
Penicillium psychrosexuale is the source of this 786-nucleotide messenger RNA. It is a transcript of the gene pre3, whose product is annotated as proteasome core particle subunit beta 1. Gene Ontology annotation, molecular function: threonine-type endopeptidase activity. Bases 25 to 726 code for a protein of 233 amino acids. Lineage: Eukaryota; Fungi; Ascomycota; Eurotiomycetes; Eurotiales; Aspergillaceae. The record is from RefSeq and is a predicted model, not a curated record. The transcript is spliced from 5 exons. Gene Ontology annotation, cellular component: proteasome core complex.